UAUGUUGACACAUGGUUUCAACUUCUAACUUCUGAGCUGUCAGUCCUGACCACGUUGCAAUGAACAUGUUGGUGACAUUUCGUAUUCUGUAUAUAAAUCCUGGCUGUGGCUUAAAAGAUCAUCAGUCCAUUUUGGAGCCAAAGUGAAAGCACAUGAACAUACAUUUGAAAUCAGGGACACUUCCAACAUUUUUCAGAAAAGAUGGGAUUACUUUUAAGCAAGUUACACACACUCUUGUCAGAGUUCAGCACCGGAAGACCAGCCCGAAUCCUCAUGCUUGGAUUGGAUGCUGCAGGGAAAACUACCAUCCUAUACAAACUCAAAUUGAAUGAGACCGUCUCCACUCUUCCUACAAUUGGAUUUAACGUUGAAGAGGUCACUCCAUGCAAGGGUGUAUCCUUCACUGUCUGGGAUGUUGGCGGCCAGGAGAGAAUUAGGCAGCUCUGGAGACACUAUUAUCAAAACUGUGAAGGUUUAGUAUUUGUAGUUGACAGUGCCGAUUGUGCGAGGGUCCAAGAAGUUAAAGACGAACUGUUCGGCAUUAUGGAAUUCCCUGACAUGGUUGGUGUACCAGUCGUGGUUAUCGCUAACAAGCAAGAUCUUCCAAAUGCCAUGAGUCCCUAUGAUCUGAUAGAUAAACUAUGCCUAAGACAGUUGAAGUCCAAGUGGCACGUCCAAGGAGCAACAGCAACUAAUGGGGAUGGACUUUACGAAGCUAUGCACGAAAUGUCACGACUGGUGAAGGAGAACAACAAAUUAAACAAAUGAGAUUAAUUUAUACAAACGGUGGACAAUUGUCAACUGAGACAUUCCAGAUCUCUUGCAAAACAUGGAAAAUUGGUAGAGUUUGCAAAAGACUUCAAUAUGCAGUGAAACUUUAUACAUUAUAUAUUUUUUGCAUUUACAAAUAUUCGAAGUCAACCUGCAAACCUUACAGAUUUUCAAGUCCAAAACACGGCAAAUUAUGGACUCCAUUACCAAACCAGGCUGAAGGACUGAAUCUAUUCUGUGAUAACUGGAGUGAAAUUGAAUAUAUUCACACCAGGCAUUUACUUAGGCCACUAGAAAGCUGUGAUAUAGACAUUGAGAUAAUUUUAUUUACAGACGGUCUCAAAAUUUAUUGAUGACAAAGGUGACCAAACGUGUUGCGUUACCAGUGUUCUAAUGUACUAAUUUAAGUGGAGGCCUACUUUGAAUUUCGUUCAACCUUUUAAAGAAAGCCUUGAUGAUCAACUUUAUGGCAUAUUUGACCAUUUUAUGUUCAAACAAAUCUGACUAACUAUAAAUAUUUAUAACUGUUCCUCAUAUUUUACUUAUUUAUCUCUGUACAUAUGUAAAAUAAAUGUAUUGUUUUGAAAUUUUCUCUUUGUCCAGUCCACGAUCACAUAUCAUGAGAGAAUGUCAAUUCC
Messenger RNA from Lineus longissimus, 1409 nucleotides. RefSeq names its product ADP-ribosylation factor 1-like. The record is from RefSeq and is a predicted model, not a curated record. Gene Ontology annotation, biological process: vesicle-mediated transport; intracellular protein transport. The coding region runs from base 202 to 768 and encodes 188 amino acids. The transcript has 4 exons. Gene Ontology annotation, molecular function: GTP binding; GTPase activity. Gene Ontology annotation, cellular component: plasma membrane; cytoplasm. NCBI's taxonomy places the organism in Eukaryota, Metazoa, Nemertea, Pilidiophora, Heteronemertea, Lineidae.